UCAAAGUCAACGCAUCCAACAUGGAUUCAGUACCAAUUUAGUCCUUGCCUCAUUUACACGGAAUCCGGAGCCGUGGUUACGCAUCCACGCAGUGCAGACGUACGCAAGAAUAGACGUGCGUUCGUGCUUUCCGUUUGGUCCGCGCGCUGGGUGGCCAUGUUAGCUGAGCUUCUGGUCGAUAACAAGCAGUUUGCCAAAACCUCUAAACCCGUCGCAACUCGUAGCUCUCACGUCUUGACGAUUGCCGCGGACGCCAAUUCGAAGGCAAGCCUUGAGCCCGUGUCGAUUAUCGCGGAUCCGCGCGGUGAUUUCGGCACCGUCGCAACUUUUCCAUCUGCAACGACGGUUUCUAGCUGUCAAGAAAUGUUGCUCAGCCGAAACUCGUCGAUCUCUUCCACGCAUGAAGAAGACACUAUGCCGCUGAGUAAUUCAAUUGAUCAGUCGUACGAUCGCUUAACCAGCGGCACAGAUGGUGCCAGCAAUGGCCACUAUGCCGACGGUGGUCGGAUCGGUGAACGUGUAGAAUUGUGUUGCAAUCGUUGCGGCAAUUUCGCACAACUAAUGAAUACAAAGAAUUACAGCGGUGACGAAAUGAUGCGCCGUGAAAACAAUUUUAAAUGUGAUAAGUGUUGUCAUUUGAGUGUUGUGAAUGGUGGCAGUGAGAGUGUUGACAGUGUGGAGGACGAUGAAGAAGAGCCUGAAAUUGGCAUCGACGAUGACAUGGAGGAUGCAGAGGUCGAUCCGGAACGUGAUGAUGAAAUGGAUCUGCAUGACACGGAGGCGCUGAGACUGCCCAAGGUGGAGGAGAAAGAGACAACUAUCCUGAAGGAUAACAGCACGAAGCCCGUAUUAAAAUUUAGUGUUUCAGCGAUUUUGGGCGAUACACGCGAAGGAGUACGAGUGAGAAAUGAAUUCAUUCAGCCGCAACAUAUCUGGCCUUACCUGCAACAGAACUUCAUUCACCAUGCCCACUUUCCACAUCCCGCUUUUCUGACACACCACCAGCACACACAUGCCCUACCACAUCCACAUCCACAUUCUCACCUCCCGCCACACCAUCCACACCUGUCGACACAUCAGUUGAACCCCAUCAUCGGCGCCGCCAAUGGCAAUAGUUGUCAGCCGCAAACCGCAGCGUCGUCGUCGUCACCUGGCAGCACAAUCAGUGAUAGCGACAAUCACUCCACCGGCACCGGCGGCAGUGGCAGUGGCAGUGGUAGUGGUAGUGGCAGCAACAGCAAUAGCAACAACAUCAGCACGACAAUCGAUGGCCGGCCAUAUGAAGGUGUCGGUGGUGGUCACAAUGACAGUGCCAUCGAGGAUAAUAAUAAUCGAAGACUAAAUUUGCCAUCGGCUCAGGAAAAACAACAGCAACAGCUGCCAACACACCUGCAACAACAACAGCAGCAACAUUCGGCAGCACACCAGCUGCAGUCCCACAUGCCGCCUCACCACUCGCCGCUGCCUGGCCAACCGACAGGCCACCACCAAGUGAUAGCAAAGCCCCUGCCCAGCCGCCCAACACCCUUCCUGCCGCAUAGCCUGCAACAUCCGCAUCUGCAUUCGCUGUUGGCGCAUUGUCGAAAUCCCUAUAUGAGUGUUGGAGCACAAGUGUUUCCCCUGCCACCUGGUCAAGGCUUCCCCUGGGCGCAUUCAACGCGUGGCAAACCUCGACGAGGCAUGAUGCGGCGUGCCGUCUUCUCCGACUCGCAGCGCAAGGGCUUGGAGAAGCGAUUUCAGCAGCAGAAGUAUAUUAGCAAGCCGGAUCGCAAGAAAUUGGCCGAACGACUGGGCUUGAAGGACUCUCAGGUGAAAAUUUGGUUUCAAAAUCGACGUAUGAAAUGGCGCAACUCCAAGGAGCGCGAGCUACUGGCCAGCGGCGGCUCACGUGAUCAAACAUUACCCAACAAGAACAACCCCAAUCCCGACUUAUCCGAUGCUAAAUGCGAUCGCCCCAUUUCACCGCUCUCGCCAACUCCUCCAUCACCACCCUCGCACAGCCUAUCGCCACAACCCAAAGAGGAGCGCGCCAAUGCCGACACACCAACCAAUAACGGUGCAGCCACGCCCAACGCCAUGCAAUCUCCGGCGUCCACGCCCUCCGCAUCUGGCACGCUUCAUUCGCCACCGCUCAUGCAUCAUAUACCCAGUAGUGUGGCUGUGGCAGCUGCCGCCGCUGCUGUGGCCUUCAGCUCGGCGCCGAGCAUGCAAAUGAGCUCACCACCUCCGCUGCUGACCGUCGCCGCCAAAUUGAAUGCCAAUCUAAACGAUCAAUCAUCGAACGCAUCCUCUUCGGCUGCCUCAUCGCCACCGCUUUCUGCUGGCGGCGGUAUUGUUAUUGGUGGUGGUUGCGGUGCCGGUGGUGCGAGUAUUGGCAUGCCGCCUUUGUCGAGCGCCGAGUUCCAGGCGAAAAUCAAUGCGGAAAUGCAAAAGCAUCUGGCCGCUGCCGAUCUCAAAUUCAAAUUGGAGUCAACAAUCAACGAAGCUAAGCAGCGGCGCAUCAAUAUGCUGAGUCUGGCCGGCGCUGUAGCAGGCGCAGGUGGAAUCGGUGGUGAACAGCAUUCCUUGCAGCUGCACGCGGCACAUCCGGGCGGCAUUUUCAUGAGUGAGGCACUGCAGGCGUCGCAUAACCACCAACACCAACACCAUCAACACAGCAGCAACGGUAUGCACUUGUCAGCAUCGCCGCCAGUACCAACGUCAGCGCAUUCACAUGUCAGUACGCACGCGAUGCCACCAUUCCAGAAUCCGGAAUUCAUGAAAAUGUACUACGACGACUACGAUGAUUCAAAUUCAGAUAGUGAUGAGGAAAUCAGCGUAACGUGACCACAUUAAACGAAUGAAUAUCUACGAUUACUUGUACAUAAAUGCAUAAAUACUAAGUAUGUAUGUAUGUCUAAAAAAAAA
Messenger RNA from Rhagoletis pomonella (apple maggot), 2907 nucleotides. RefSeq lists its product as uncharacterized. Lineage: Eukaryota; Metazoa; Arthropoda; Insecta; Diptera; Tephritidae. The coding region runs from base 157 to 2826 and encodes 889 amino acids. The record is from RefSeq and is a predicted model, not a curated record. The transcript has 5 exons. Gene Ontology annotation, biological process: regulation of transcription by RNA polymerase II. Gene Ontology annotation, molecular function: DNA-binding transcription factor activity, RNA polymerase II-specific; DNA binding.